Calidris pugnax (ruff) is the source of this 3569-nucleotide messenger RNA. RefSeq names its product glucocorticoid modulatory element binding protein 2 (gene GMEB2). Bases 1215 to 2813 code for a protein of 532 amino acids. Lineage: Eukaryota; Metazoa; Chordata; Aves; Charadriiformes; Scolopacidae. The transcript has 10 exons. Gene Ontology annotation, molecular function: RNA polymerase II cis-regulatory region sequence-specific DNA binding; DNA-binding transcription activator activity, RNA polymerase II-specific. Gene Ontology annotation, biological process: positive regulation of transcription by RNA polymerase II. Gene Ontology annotation, cellular component: nucleus. The record is from RefSeq and is a predicted model, not a curated record.
UGCCCUCCUCCUGCCAGCGCACCCCCAAAAUCUCUCCUAGUGGUGCAAUGCUAUUUUUUUUUCCUUUUCUUUUCUUUUUGGUUGUGUUUUUUAUUUUAUUGUUUAUUAUUGUUGUUUAUUUUUCUCCUUUCUUGCCCCAAAUCUUUCCUGCAGCCGCCACAGUUUGCUCGGUGCCACCCGAGGCACCUGCGUGGGUCCUGCGAGCCCUGGGUAGAGCCUGGGGGGGGGCUCCCUGCCAGCACCCCCGUCCCCUUAAAGCCACCCCGCUGAUGAUGAUUUCUUGUGUUUUCAGCCCAAUUUUCCCCAUCCCAUGCCGGUUCCUGCCCCGCGGUAGCCGGGAAAUGCACGGGGGGAGCUCCAGCCUUCCCACGGUGCAUCCAGCCCUUGUCCUGCCGGGUGGGAUGUCGGGAACAUCCCAAAAACGGGCUCUGGGGCAGAGCCCAUCAAGGGUAAUGCUAACGCUGCGAGAGGGGGUUUUAUCCCCAAAAAGGGCAGGCAGGUGUAGGGACAGAGCAACCCAAAAAAAAUAAAUAUGCAGCCGGGCAUCUGCAUUAUUUUUGGCAUCUUUGGUCGCCGACCUGCAGCACCCAGUGGGUUUUAUCCCCGUUGAAGGCAGUGGGUCCCACUGGGAGCUGCUGUCCUGGUGAAGGAGCGAUGGGGACAGGGACAGGGAGUGUGGCUCCUGCCUGCCUGGUUCUGCAAGAGCUAAAAUGCCAUUUCUUAGCAAAACCUCCCAUUUUUCUCACCUUCCCCUCAGUCUGUCCUGCCACAAAAAAAACCUCUGUUCUGUUGGUGACUUGGCGCUGGGCUGUGUCGGAGGGACCCGGCCACCUUCAGCCACUCGGCUUGGAGGGACCCUGUGGAUCAUCUCCUGGGGUCCGUGGGGGUCAGGCGGGUGUUGCUGUGGGGUGUGAAUGGUGUUGUGGAGUCAGGUUGGACACGUCGGGUCCAUGCAUGGCUCCAGGGGUGGCCAAGUGGCUCCUUCAUCGUGUUCCAAGGACUCCAGAAGAGCCGGAGCUUGACCCGGGCAGCACUCCCGGGUGUCGUUGUAGUUGUGAGCUACAACUACACAACCUCUCACCUGUGUGCAGACUGCACCGGCUGUAGGAACCCUAGGAGAUGCUUUGUGGUCACCUACAUCUCAACACCUGGGUGUUGGUGAGCGAGCAGGUGGUGACUGGUGCUGCCUGGCUGCCCGUCGCUGCCCGCUCGCCAUGGCCACUCCAGACGUCAGCGUUCACAUGGAGGAGGUGGUGGUGGUGACAACCCCUGACGGCGCAGUGGAUGGAGGUGGCGUGGAGGAGGUGAAGACGGUGUUGGUCACCACCAACCUGUCCCAGCACGGCGGUGACAUAAAUGAGGACACGCUGGAGACCGAAAAUGCAGCUGCUGCAGCUGCUGCUGCCUUUACAGCCUCCACGCAUCUGAAGGAAGCAGUUUUAGUGAAGAUGGCUGAAGACGAGGACAGUUUGGAGGCAGAGAUUGUCUACCCCAUCACCUGCGGGGACAGCAAAGCCAACCUCAUCUGGAGAAAGUUUGUUUGCCCCGGGAUCAACGUGAAGUGUGUGCAGUUUGAUGAUCACCUCAUUAGUCCCAAGGAGUUUGUCCACUUGGCGGGCAAGUCAACCCUGAAGGACUGGAAGCGGGCGAUCCGGAUGAACGGGAUCAUGCUCCGGAAGAUCAUGGACUCGGGAGAGCUGGAUUUCUACCAGCACACAAAGGUUUGUUCUAACACCUGCCGGAGCACCAAAAUCGACCUGACAGGAGCCAGGGUGUCCUUGACCAGCCAGACAUCCACGGAGUACAUCCCUCUAACCCCCGCCUCUGCGGAUGUGAACGGAUCCCCGGCUACAAUUACCAUAGAAACAUGUGAGGACACCAGCGAUUGGAGCACCAGCAUCGGAGAUGACACCUUUGCUUUCUGGCGAAGCCUGAAGGACAUGGGUCUUCUGGAAGAAGUAAUCCACGAGUUCCACCAGGAGCUAGUGGAGACCAUGAAGGGCUUGCAGCAGCGAGCACAGGAUCCCCCGCUCCAGCUCUGUGAUGCUGUUUUACUCAACAACGUAGUCCAGAACUUUGGUAUGCUGGAUCUGGUCAAGAAGGUCCUGGCCAGCCACAAGUGUCAGAUGGAUCGCUCGAGGGAGCAGUACACGAGAGAUUUGGCAGCUCUGGAGCAGCAGUGUGACGAGCACCGCAAGCGAGCCAAGGAGCUGAAGCACAAAUCACAGCACCUCAACAACGUCCUGAUGACCCUCACGCCCGUCUCCGUCCCCACGCCUUUAAAACGUCCCAGGCUGACCAGAGCCACCUCCGGACCCGCUGCCAUCACCUCCCAAGUCCUGUCCCAGCCUGCUCAGCUCGCAGUCACCCCCGGCAUGCCCGUCUCCCAGCUCGCCAACCUCCCUCUUGGCAAAGUGGUCUCAACCCUCCCGCCCUCGGUGCUGGGGAAAAGCCCAUCCCAGCCUCCUGCUGCCAGCUCCCCGGCCUCCCCGCUGCUGGGAGGGUACACGGUACUGGCCUCCGCCGGCUCCACCUUCCCCGGAACCGUGGAGAUCCACCCGGACGCUUCCAACCUGACGGUGCUGAGCACGGCUGCGGUGCAGGACGGCAGCACGGUGGUGAAGGUGGUGAGCCCCUUCCAGCUGCUGACGCUGCCGGGACUUGGCACCACCAUCCAGAACGUGACACAAAUGGCUCCCGGUGGGAGCACGGUUGUGGCUGUCCCCUCUGGUGCCGCCGAGGCCACCGGGGAUGAACACGCCGCCGCCGCCAUCGAGGUGACCGCAGUGGCCGACGAGGCAGAGCAGAAGUGAAAAGGGGGGACUUGCCUGGAGGGACGCUGGCCGUGCCGCUCUGGGUGGAACUGCCUCUUUCUCUGGCUGCGCUGCGGGACGAGGAGCGGUGUAACGAGGGGCACGGGUUAACGAGACUCAGAGCAGCUCACUUUGGUAACGAGGAAGCUCAGGUCAGAGGGAAGCAGGGGGAGGAAAGAUGCCCGGAGAAGGGAAAGGCAAAAAUGCUUUGCCCUGUUUGGAGGACAAAAAAAAAAAAGCUUAUUUUUUUUUAUAAAGCUUUCCUCCCCCGUUCUCUUGGAAUAAUUAUUCCAUUCUAGGUCAUCAGCCCUGCCUGGUGUGCAGGCGUAGCUGGAGCAGCAUCAGUUCAAGCAGGAGCAGGGCAGGGAGAAGGUGGUAGCAAAAGGAGAAGCGGGCGAAGCGCUGAGCAGGCACCGACCCGGCCCCCGAGGGGUCUGGUGUGAACUGGUGGGAGGUGUCAGGGAACUGGCUGCUCCCCAUCCCCGGGGAUGCCGAGAGAGGGUUGUCCACGGGGUGUGUGCGGUCAUGGAAACCGGGGAGAGGGUGUGCGUGGCACGGGGAGGUUGGCUUCUGCCUCUUCUGCUGGCUUUGGGUGGUGGAAACAAGAGGGAGCUCUCGUGGGCAGUGGCCGUGAUGGGUCACCCAGGUCUGCUGGGGGAAGGAGCGGGGAGAGAGAAACCCAGAGGGGGCUGGGAAGAGCUGUAACUUCUGAGGAUUUAGGAUCUCUUUCUAGUUUUCUCAAAAAAAAAAAAAAAA